ACUCUGUCAAUCAGCUGCUGUUCGUUUCUUUUGUGCAAAUCUGGAGUUUUUUGUUAUUUUUUGUUAUUAUUUUGCAAAUAAAACAAAAGACGGGGAUUUUUGCACAUAAAAAAUAUAAAUUUCAUAAUGUAGAUAUACAAACGACUAAAGAAAAUAAAAAUAAAACUUUAUUUGCACGUACAUACGUAUAUUUGAGUAAUUUAAGUAAAAAAAAAAAAGAACAGCAAAAAAAAUUUAAAUCAACAAUAUGGCGACUUUGGAGAAACCGAAAAAGAAUAAAUCUAAAAAAUCUAAAAUUAAAACAACUGUGUCUAAUGUGAAUAUUGAAGAAGACUCUGAUAAUGAAACAGGAAAUUGCGACGUUAACAAAGAAAUACCAACUACUUCUGCAGAUGCUUGCAGUGAGGUCACAAAGCCAACAAACUCUAGUAUAGAUAAUAUAAAUGAUUUGGUGGCAUCGACGUCGGCCACUAGAGAUAAUAUAGUGACUCAAGAAUGUUUUAUAGCCUCCGGCUAUAAAGAUGACGAAUCUGCACCGGGUGAUAAGGAAACAAAAGAGACUAAUGAACAAGCUCAACAAGAAGUUACCACACCCACAGCCCCACCUUGCUUGGUAGAUAGACCAGCAACAUCAACUUUAAGUUCUCCCACGUUGGUCCAAUAUCCUCAAAUUCAACGAUUUCAAUAUGAUGAAACUGACCCGGCCCCGGUUGUCUACAGUCCAACCAAAUUACGUACUUCUGCUUUUCGUUUAUCGGCCUCAAAACUUCAGCCCCUUACACAGGAGCAACUUUAUCAAUAUUAUUAUUGUCCUGACCUCACCGUAGCGCAACAAUUCGAAAUGGAAUUUCUUAUGAAUUCCCUAUUGGAGACCUAUGAAAAUGAGCCCUUGCAUGCAGCUCUGCAGGAGUACUAUCACAUGCAAAGUAAAAUAACAAUGAAUUUACAUGAUGUCAAGAAAUUUCGCAAAGAAGCCGGUGCUGCACAAGAGCAUAUAUGGGUGGAGGUACCCAUUACUAAGACAUUUUCAGAAAAAUGUGGUGAUAAAAUAGAGGUUAAGGAGUCUGUUACAUACAAUAUUAUACAAGUUGAUGGUAAAAAUUUGGAAGCUGCCACUUCUGCUUUAACUGUUUUAUUUGAUAUUAUAUCAAAUACCUAUACCAGUAACUUAAUAACAACAAAAAUCAUUAAAAUUAAGAUCGAUCAAAUGAUAGAUGAAUUAAUCUAUUGCCCUUUAAAAGAUUUUGAAGAACCUCUUAAAUUACAAACCCAACUAGAUAGUAAUCUAUUGGCAAUUAUUGCACAAAUACGCAGAGCAUUAAGUAUACUCUUCCAUUUCGCAAGAAAAUUAUCACCCAAUAAGGAUUUCGCUAAAGAUUUGAAAUGCUGGUUUAAAAAACUAAUAUCAUUACAUUUACGUUUGGCCACCAAAGAAGAUCAUUGGUUUUUAUUAUUCAACAUCUUACGUUGUCCCAGUGGUGUGGGUGCUUGGGCCAGUGAAUUUAUACAAAUUCCCUGUAAUCAACAAAUACCUAUUAACUCAGGCAAACAUACCAAUGAACUACCACUGCAAUUAAAUUCACCAGAAAUAAAUCAUUGUAUGUCCGUGUUACAGGUGCUAUUAAUGCCCAUAAAGAAACGUAAUGAAUAUUUGAAACAGUUUACACAAUCUCAAAAGGAAAUAACGGAUCCGGUAACGGAGGAACGUUGGAUUUUGGUGGAUUCAGAUGGGGAGGAUAGUCAUACACCUGCCGGUGACUGCGUGGGUUUAAAAGAAAGUGAUUUAAUUGCAUUACUUAAUCAAGUUCCUUUUGAGGAAUUAUUUAGAUCUGCUUUAACUAUAGAAAAAUUCCUAGAUGAUUAUAUUGUGGAAACUGAUUUUAUUACUGCUGAAAAAAUGCUACAAGUGUUGGCCUUCUUUUCCCAACUAUUGACACUUUUUGGUGAAGGCAUGUUGACCUAUAACAAUGAACGUUACAAACAGUUAGCUAAACGUUUAGGUCGCUUAAUGAGACAUUCUCUACAAUAUGUUUCCGAUUAUCAUGAACUGUUUCGGCAAAAUAAUAUAUCAAAAGAUUUGAUAGUUAGUGAACGUAUUGCUUUGGAAAACAAUAGUUUGCUUUUGAAAGCUUGCAGCUAUAUUUAUCGUACGCGCAACUUGGCCACUUGGCAGUAUUUCUCCUCUUUGCCCUUUUCAUCUAUGGAUGCGGAUACAAUUUGGCAAAUAUUUUAUUAUUUAAAUGUGGGAUUUCCAACAAAUCUAACAAUACCAGAAGAAGACUACAUGGAUCUUUUAAAUGCCUCCGAUUUUUGGGCUAAAUUUAAUAUAGCCAAUGCUGACUCAUCUGACGAGGAUUUGUAUUAUCUACUUCAAGCUUUCUUUGAAAUGGCCAACGAUAGAGAUAAAAAUAAAGAUUGGGAUUUAAUUAAAACUAUAUGUUUACAUAUAUUCAAUAUUGGUUUCAUUAAUAAUGAUACCCGUGAUAUAUGCUACAAGACUGCCCGAGAUAUGUUGGUCAAUUUAACUUUAGCUUAUGAAGAUUUAAUGUCCUGUUUGUUGACUCAAUUAAAGACACGCUUUGAUGAGUGUGAAAAUGUUAAAUAUUUAUUCAAAUCGCUACCACUCGAAAAUUGGAAACCCAAUAUGGAUAGUUUUGAAAUACUCUCCACUUGGCUGUUGCAUUUUGAUUUUAGAACUUCACAGAAUAUGUUGGCACGCCUUAUUAUAAGUCAUUUAAAUUGGUCAUUUGAUUGUGAUGGUCGUUUGUUUUUACCACACAACAUACACGUGCGCAUGGCCUGUCUCAUCUCUGAAGCUUUGACCAAACACGCUCCUGAGGUCUUGGGACUAUCGGGUAUUUCGGAAAGUGUGCGUCAGGUUUCAAGUCUUAUAGAUUUUAGUCAAUCAACAAAGGAACAAUUUUGUACUUGGUGUUGGAGUAUUGUGUCCAUAUUACGUUUACAUAUAAUGGAUCAAAGUGUUGAACAGGUUAAGCUUACUUUACGUAAUCCCGCAGAAGCUCUAAUGUUUGUUUCAGAAUUGGAACGUAUAGACUUGAUAUAUCAGGGAGUUACUGAAAACCGACCUUUAGCUUUGUAUGUUGCAAUAUUAGUGUCAUCACAUGGUCAUUCGAUACCUUUGAUAUGUCAGAAGGGUUUUGAAUUAAUGCAACGUUUGUUAAGUGACCAUAGACAUGCUGCGGUUAUCAGAUGUUUAGAGCUGAUUGUGCCUCUAUUCUUAGAAACACCAGAAACCUUGGGGAAUUCUGAGGGUUUCCAUGCUAUCUUAAACACUUUAUUAAACGCUGAUAAAACCUACUUAAAAAUGGCUAAAGAUAUGGUUUAUCCCAAUACAAUUGGACCAGUUUUAGAGCUAUUGGAUAAUAUGAUACAUCAUCAAAUUACAUCGUAUACUGAUUAUGGCCUUUCAUCACCUUUAAAUCUUAUCAACAUUUGGCUACAUUGCCUAACAGCUUUGCCCAAUUGGCAAAAUACUUAUGUUGUCUAUCUGUUGGAUAAAAUCCUUAGAGUUGCCUAUCAAUUUUCCGAUGCUCAUAUGCAAUGUAUAGAAUUUUUCCAUAACUACUAUAGAGAUUGCACCGAUUGGAAGGGCGUCAAUAAAAUGUCUACACUUAAAGGUUUCUUUGGCGGUAAUCAAUCAAAGGUGCCUGCUAUAUCCCCCUACCAUCCUUGGUUGGCCUUGGUUUUGCUGGAAAUUGAAUACAAGACACAAGAUUCUUAUAUAUGGACGGAAUUAUUACGACAACUAAAUGCGGCGGGCACAAAACCAAAUGUGGAUGCUGUUCUAAAGAAAACUUUAAAUUUAGCGAAAAAACCAAUAUACCCAGCACAAAUGUUGGUAAUUUACAAAUAUGCUAAUCUAAUAGCGAAUAUGGAUAUAAAUCAUGCUCUCUUUCCCAUAAUCAAUCAAAAGUUUUUCGAAUUGUAUUUAUCGCGUAUACCUUUACACUAUGAUGAACACAGUUUCCAACAAGUAUUUGGUGUUUCAGACAAAUUCUAUGAUUUUAAUGUAACAGUAAUGAAAAAAAUUAAAACACAACUUAAGGCAGCUGAAGUUCUGUAUGAAAAUGAAGCUAAAAAGCAUGCUCAGGAUGAUGGUCUCAGUUAUUGUCAUAGAAAUUGUGCUAAAAUAAUGAAAACAUAUGCCUUAUGGCUAGAAGAUACCGGCAUGAAUAAAAUGUCUAAAGAACAAACUAAUUAUCCACCACAAUAUAAUAAUGAAAAACUUAAGGAAAUUCUUAAUGGCAAUACAAAUCACUGGACAGAGUUCUUGUAUCUACCCUCCAUACGCAAAGAACAACGCCAUCAAUCCGAUCAAUGGGCUCGCAAAUGUUAUCGUUUAAAAUCCAAUACAAAUGUGCGUUCUCCUUUGCAACCAAAAGCAAAAGUUACUCCUAUACAACGUAUUAAGUCACAUUUAAGUUCUUACGAUUCUCGUUUACCGCCUCCACAAUAUGUUAAGCCUAGUUUGUUUGUGCAACAGGAAAUAACCCAACAUUCCCUGAAGGAAUUGAAAGAAAAGCUAAGAGUUUUAACCGGUACAGCAACUAAAUUUCACUUUAAAACAUCUGAGCUGAACGCUAUUAAUCGUAACUAUAUGGACAAUAUUAUACAUCUAUAUAAAAUGGUGCCUUAUGAAGAAAUUAAAAUAAAAAGUUGCAACUCCCUACUGUUCAAUCGUCAGUGUUCCAAUCCAGCUAGAAUAAUAACAACUUUAGAAAUGAUACGUAAAGAUGAACAAGUACAGGAGAAAAUCUCCACAUAUAGAGAACGACAUGACAAAAUCGUUGAUGAAAUGUUAAAUGAAAAUGUAGAAGAAUUUGCCAAAUGUGUAGGACAAAUUGGUCAAAUUGUACGUUUGUUAUUGAUUAAAACUAAUAAUGAUCCAAAUGAUGUUAUGAAUCAAUUAAAGUCGAAUACAGGCAUAGAGUAUUUCUAUCAUGUCAUUGAAAAUAUGUCGGAUAUAACAAUGAAAUUUAAUGCUACGAACAAAUUUUACACAGAAUUGUUGAAUGAUUUGGGGGUGUUUAUACAACAAAACCAAGAAAGUGAAGGUUUAAAAAUAUUAGAGUUGGCUUUAAAAAGACCGAAUUUGAUUAAACCACUGUCUGGUGUAUUUGUGCCCAGUCAAACGCGUCCUCCACAUUUCCUAAAAAUGUAUAAAUAUCUUAUCGAUUCCCAUUUGAAGCUCUGUGCUACCAAUAUUCUAUUUGUUUUAUUUUCCAAGUUUGAUUUAAUUUUAUGGCUGGAAUCCUAUCAUCCCAAAUUAUUCGAUAUAAAUAAUCUAUUACAAUUGGUUUUGCAAGGUCUAGAGUCUUGGUCUCAGCCCUCUUCGUCUCUUUUGCAAGAUCAAUUUCGUCGUCAUUUGGUUCAUAUAUUCGAUUAUGAUUUCCCCGAACAUUAUGGUGAAGUUAUGCAAAUGGUUCUUGAUCGUAUAUCGGAUCAGAAACUAAUGCCGAUAGUACUAUUAGAUCUACUUAAUGCAUUGCUCAUUAAAUUCAAUUGUGAACAAAUCAAUUUGAAAACCAGCCAAGAGAAAUUAGAAGAAAUUUCAAUGGAUUUCGCUAGAAGACAAAAUCUUUUUAAUCUAAAAGCCUCUACAGAUACUGUCAUGUUAUUUGCUCGUCACUUUCAAAAAGAGCGUUUAAGUCAUGGUCUACAUGGUUUAUAUCCUAAACACAAAGACUAUUGCAAACCUUUGGCUAUGUGGUUUUCUUGCUUUGGUCACUGUCUGUUAGUGACCGCCAUUUGUACCUAUCAAGAAUUGUUGGCCGAUCAAAUUUGUGAUUUAGUAUUUGGUUCCAUAAUUGAAAUGUAUUCACCUUGGCUUAUUACUUAUACCGAACAAACUAUACAACAAUCUUCGGCCAAUUGGAUACGUCAGCUGUUUAAUAGUGUUGAAGGCAAAAUGUUAUAUCCUUGGAGUGAACAACAUGCUGGGUCUAGUAGAAUAAUUAUUAAAAAUUUCAUUAGAACUUUAAUAUUUAUUUUGGAAAAUUUACCCAUUUCCCAUAAAAUUCUGGCCCAUACCUUUAGUUGGUACAUACAUCAUUUUACAGUUCCCAAUAUAGAGUAUUUUGUCUAUGGACCCAUACAUGAGGGUAUUGCUGAAUUGCCUUGGGAACUAUUUAAACCCCAAGUGGAAUAUAUCGAUAUGUUAUACGACAGUUUACAAAAGUUCAUUCCUGAAUCCCAUGCCAUGUUGGGACACAUUUUUAUACGCAUUAAUUGGAAUGAAUGGUUUUCCGAAACACUGCCUACAAUAUCCAUACAACAACGUACAACAGUAGUCUCUCGUUUAUUUACAAUUUUCAUUAAAAUUGCCUUUGAACCCAAUAUACACAUACAAGUGAAUACAAGUAAAAUACUCGAAGAUGCUAUUAAUUAUCCUUGGUAUAUGGUGGAAUAUACAGAAUUGGAGAACCUAUUGAAAUGGUUUGUGACCACAGUGGAACCUGCAAUUAUACUUAAGAUACCAACUGAAACCAAUUAUGUCGAUAGAGCAGUUUUAGAUUUAAUACGUUUGGCUUGUGCUAUGAUGCCAGAACGUGGUGAUCAAACUAAAAAUAUAUCUAAUGCUACGGCCAAACGCAUUUUGUAUACAAGAUCUAUGAUACGUUUGCAAAGGGCUUGCGCUACUAAAAAUCCCAAACUCUUGGCUACUAAAGAAGGAUAUCGGGUAUUCAAAAAUGCUUUUGAGGAAUUAUUAAAUACAUUAGAUCAGUCUUUGUAUGCGCUGGCUGCUACCAAAUCCCAUGAGGAGCAAAGACGCGAGGCCUUAAAUGUAAUGCUGGAAAUUAUAUUACCCAUGCAAACACAAAGUGAAGAAACAUCAAAUUUACACAUUGAAUGUAUGGUAAAAUGGCAGGAGUUAAAUGCUAAACCUGGCAAUAUAUUAAUGUGUAGUAUUUUAAGUGCCAUUGGUCACAUGAAAGCUUUUAUAGGCGGCACUUAUACUUUGCUGGAAACAAGCAUAGCUUUCUAUUUUCGUUCUUCGCAGGAGAGUUUAGAUUGGCAUACACCCUCUUGGGUAAAUCUGUUGCAGUUAUUGCAAAUGUCCUUGGAGAAACUGGAACUAAUGCCCAUAAUGAGAAAUUCUUCCAUGUUUACUUUACAUGUUUUCAUUCUAUAUAAAAUGGAAAAAAUGCCAACAGUUGGCGAUCGAAUAACAUUCCUACAAGAUCUUAGUCAAUUGGUGGAAAGUUUAAAGACUGAACCUUCUAGUGAACCAGUUUUGGCCGUAGUUUGGGGUGCUAUGAUAUCAUGGGGCUGUAGAAUUAUCUUACAAGAACCUCAUAAUGCUAGAAAACCGUUAAUAAUGUUGGCUCGACACCUACAAAUAAUAUCAACACAAGCUGAAAGUUGGGGUGAUGGUAUAUUAGGAGCUAUAGGUUUUAAAAAGGAUGUGGUGACUAAUAAACGUAAAGUUCUUACACGUUGUCUAGCCAUUGUGAUACUUUCUUUGUUCCCCUAUAAAAGCCAUAACGGUGAUAGAGUUGUACCCAGCGAGGAUCAUUCCUCUUCUAUGCGAGAAUUAUCAAUGCUAUUGGCUAAUAAGAAAUUCAUCGAUGUUAAGCCUUUAAUUGUUCAAUCUAUAGGCAUUUUAAAUGAAAAUCCUAUGCCUCAACUAAGUGAUGUCUCUCAUUUGGUUUGUCGUAUUAUAUCAUUAUUUUAUAAUAAUGUUUUUUUAACUACGGUACCAGAAGUUUGGGAAAUGGACUUUAAAAUCCCUAGUACAUAAAAGUGCUUUGUGUUAAUUAUUUACUUUUUUUAAUAAUAUUCAUCAUACAUAUUUUUUCGAGAGUCUGGUUAUUUUUUAUAUACAUUUUUUUUGUAAACAUAAUUACACAAUACAUAUUUGCAUUAUUAUAAUCGAAAAAAGUAAGUAAACAAUUUGUUACUUUAAUCCAUCUUUUUUAAUAUGCUUAUUUGUUCUUAAAGAAUUAAAAAAUUAUAUUAUAAUAUUUUUGAAAUAUUAA
Lucilia sericata (common green bottle fly) is the source of this 8000-nucleotide messenger RNA. It is a transcript of the gene Epg5, whose product is annotated as ectopic P granules protein 5 homolog. Gene Ontology annotation, biological process: autophagosome maturation. The coding region runs from base 248 to 7762 and encodes 2504 amino acids. The transcript has 25 exons. The record is from RefSeq and is a predicted model, not a curated record. Gene Ontology annotation, cellular component: cytoplasm. NCBI's taxonomy places the organism in Eukaryota, Metazoa, Arthropoda, Insecta, Diptera, Calliphoridae.